ACCCCUCCAUUAAUUUUGUCCCCCUACCCCCGGCCAUUGGGCCCCCGUGCCACCAUCUCCUUUCCCUUCCAUGGGCAACUGCUGCUCCAGCGCCAAAUCCCAGGACCCGCCCGCCUCCUCCACUAACCCCAACAACCCCGCCACCCCCUCCACAGCCUCCGCUAAUGCCGCCCCCAUCAAUGCCGCCCCUCCCAAACCCUCUGCCCCGAUCGGCCCUGUCCUCGGCCGCCCGAUGGAGGAUGUCCGCACCACCUACUCCAUUGGCAAAGAGCUCGGUCGGGGCCAGUUUGGCGUGACGCACCUCUGCACCCACAAAGCAACGGGCGAGAAGCUCGCAUGCAAGACGAUCGCCAAGCGCAAGCUUGCGACCAAGGAGGAUGUAGAGGAUGUGCGGCGCGAGGUGCAGAUCAUGUACCACCUAUCAGGGCAGCCAAACAUCGUCGAGCUGCGAGGCGCAUACGAGGACAAGCAGUCGGUGCACCUGGUGAUGGAGCUGUGCGCAGGAGGGGAGCUGUUUGACCGAAUCAUCGCACGGGGCCACUACACCGAGCGUGCCGCUGCAGCCCUGUUGCGGACCAUCGUGCAGAUCGUGCACACCUGCCACUCCAUGGGUGUGAUGCACCGUGACCUCAAGCCCGAGAACUUUCUCCUCCUUAACAAGGAUGAGGACGCCCCCCUCAAGGCCACUGAUUUCGGCCUCUCCGUCUUCUUCAAGGAAGGAGAGGUGUUCAAGGACAUAGUGGGCAGUGCAUACUACAUUGCACCUGAGGUCCUGAAGAGAAAAUAUGGCCCUGAGGCUGAUAUUUGGAGCAUAGGGGUCAUGCUUUAUAUCCUUCUUUGUGGUGUCCCACCUUUCUGGGCUGAAUCGGAACAUGGUAUCUUCAACGCAAUCUUACGCGGGCAUAUUGAUUUCACAAGUGAUCCAUGGCCGAACAUCUCAUCUGGUGCAAAGGAUGUCGUCCGCAAAAUGCUCAACUCUGAUCCUAAGCAAAGGCUCACAGCAUUCCAAGUUCUUAAUCACCCAUGGAUCAAAGAGGAUGGAGAAGCACCUGAUACACCACUUGAUAAUGCUGUUCUCAACAGGUUGAAGCAGUUCAGGGCAAUGAACCAGUUUAAGAAAGCUGCUUUGAGGGUUAUAGCAGGAUGCUUAUCAGAGGAAGAGAUUAAAGGGCUAAAGGAGAUGUUUAAGAACAUUGACACGGACAAUAGUGGGACUAUAACCCUUGAUGAGUUGAAGCAGGGGCUAGCCAAGCAAGGAACAAAGCUCUCUGAGUUAGAAGUUAAACAGUUAAUGGAAGCUGCUGAUGCUGAUGGAAAUGGAUUAAUUGACUAUGAAGAGUUCAUCACAGCAACAGUGCACAUGAAUAGAAUGGACAGAGAGGAGCACCUCUACACAGCAUUCCAAUACUUUGACAAGGAUAACAGUGGGUACAUCACAAAAGAAGAACUUGAGCAAGCACUCAAGGAGAAGGGCUUGUAUGAUGGACAAGAAAUCAAAGAAAUCAUCUCCGAAGCCGACGCUGACAAUGAUGGAAGGAUCAAUUACACUGAGUUUGUGGCCAUGAUGAGGAAAGGGAGCCCGGAUCCGAACCCAAAGAAGCGGCGUGAUGUGGUCCUAUAACAAACAAAAGAAUGACCCAUCCAUUUAUUUUGGCAUGGAGGAUUAAAUAGACUAAAUUCAAAAAGCAAAAGAAGAGAGCGAAAAAAAAGAAAGUAUUGAUCAACUUGUGUACAUGGAGAUAAAUUUUCACUUUCAUCCUUGUGAAACUUGUUAAUGAGAGCAAUGUACUAUAUUUAUAGUGAGAUAGGCUUGGAUGGGUGUGAAAAUUAACUCAAUUCUCAUGGGGGUUUGGGGAGAUUGGUGAUAUAUAAUUCCUAUAUUGUGUUCA
Ananas comosus (pineapple) is the source of this 1889-nucleotide messenger RNA. Its product is annotated as calcium-dependent protein kinase 2-like. Gene Ontology annotation, molecular function: calmodulin binding; calcium-dependent protein serine/threonine kinase activity; calcium ion binding. Gene Ontology annotation, biological process: protein autophosphorylation; intracellular signal transduction; peptidyl-serine phosphorylation. Bases 71 to 1621 code for a protein of 516 amino acids. Gene Ontology annotation, cellular component: nucleus; cytoplasm. NCBI's taxonomy places the organism in Eukaryota, Viridiplantae, Streptophyta, Magnoliopsida, Poales, Bromeliaceae. The record is from RefSeq and is a predicted model, not a curated record. The transcript has 8 exons.